Messenger RNA from Periconia digitata, 1274 nucleotides. The record is from the annotation of a GenBank genome assembly. NCBI's taxonomy places the organism in Eukaryota, Fungi, Ascomycota, Dothideomycetes, Pleosporales, Periconiaceae.
UCCAGGGAACUUUUUUGUUUAUAUACGACAAGAAACAUCAUAACUUUCCACAUCUCCACGAAGUAUCUGCAACACCGUUCUUUUCAUUUUCAUCGAACUAUUCGAUAAUCGUUUGCAUUGAUCUUUUGGUCGCUUCCCCUACACAAUACAAUCCUCGAAUCAAACUCCCCCUUUCGAGCCCUUAAAGUAUGUCGACUAUAGGCCCUUUCCCGCACCCCGCCGACGGUGUCAAGCCAGCAAGCCCCCCAGUCCUCACCGAAGACCAACAGUCUAAAUACGAUCAAGUCCUCACGGCUGUAAAAGCAUGGACUUCCCUCCCCAAAACCUCCGCCAAAGGCGCAGAGCAAGAGCCCCUAUCAGACAGCGAACGCAUGUGGCUUACACGCGAAUGCAUCCUACGUUAUCUACGUGCUACCAAGUGGAACGUCGCGCAAGCGGAAAAGCGUCUUCAAGAUACACUCGUGUGGCGUCGUGAGUACGGCACUGACGGCUUCACAUCGGAGUACAUCUCGGAGGAGAACGCUACGGGCAAGCAGGUCAUUUUGGGCUUUGACAACGAGGGUCGCCCAUGCUUGUACUUGCUGCCUCAAAACCAGAACACGAAGAACAACCCGAAGCAGGUGCAGCAUUUGGUGUAUAUGCUAGAGCGGACGCUGGAUCUUGCUCCUCCUGGUCAGGAGUCAUUGGCGCUUCUCAUCGACUUCAGGAACAGCAGUGCUGGAAGCCAACCCAGCAUCGCUACUGCAAGACAGGUGAUGAGUAUUCUUCAAGGACACUACCCGGAGAGGUUGGGCAGGGCCUUGAUUACUCACUUGCCCUGGUACGUGACUACCUUCCUGAAACUCGUCUCUCCCUUCAUCGACCCCGUCACGAAAACGAAGAUGCGCUACAACGAGCCCCUCACCGAUCAUAUCCCGUCUUCACAGCUCAUGAAAGUUUCUGGUGGAGAAGUGGACUUCAAAUAUGACCAUUCUAUCUACUGGCCCGCCCUUGAUACUCUUGCAAAGGAAAGGCGGGCCGCAAGGACGGAAAGGUGGGAGAAGGCGGGUAAGCUGGUCGGUGAAAGUGAGAUCUACCUAUGGGGUGGCGAAGAGAAGAGCGUUGGUGCGACCGAGGUCAAAGAAGAAGCCAAGGAAACGAAUGGGACUGUAGCCGCCGAUAGCACACCAGCAGCCAACACUGCCGCGGUCGAUGCGGAUUUGGCAAAAGACACAGCCAAGUUGGAUGUCAAGGACGCACAGGAACCUUCCGUUCCGGCGGCUACUGCAUCUUAA